CCCCCUCUCGGCUUUGACCACGUUGUUUAUCUGAAUUAAAAAAAGAAAGGUUAUAAACAUCUGAAAAUUUGUUUAUUGCUUUCAACAAUUUGCUUGUGCAAGUACAUCAUCAAGUUAAAUUAAAAUAAUUAAUUGUUAAUAAAAACAAAUUUUAAAAAAUGUAUCUCAUGUAUUAUUUGAACGAAAAAAAUGAGAGAGUUUACACACUCAAGAAAGUUGAUCCCCAGGGUAAUCCAACAUUCUCUGCUCAUCCUGCUCGUUUUUCACCAGAGGACAAAUACUCCAGAGAAAGAAUCACAUUAAAAAGAAGAUUCAACCUUCUUCUUACUCAAAAACCUCAACCAACAUAUUAAUUUCAAUCAAUACAAAUAAAUGAUUGUAAUAAUUUAAACUAAUGAAUAAUUAAAAUCUGAAACAAAUUAAUUAACAAUA
Molecule: messenger RNA, 432 nt
Organism: Aphidius gifuensis
Lineage: Eukaryota; Metazoa; Arthropoda; Insecta; Hymenoptera; Braconidae
Product: H/ACA ribonucleoprotein complex subunit 3-like
Exons: 3
Coding region: 159-353 (64 amino acids)
Biological process (GO): ribosome biogenesis; positive regulation of telomerase RNA localization to Cajal body; rRNA pseudouridine synthesis
Cellular component (GO): box H/ACA snoRNP complex; box H/ACA telomerase RNP complex
Molecular function (GO): box H/ACA snoRNA binding; telomerase RNA binding
Source: RefSeq, a predicted model, not a curated record